CUCCCCUUCUCUUCUCUUCCUCUCCUCUUCGCCCACUGCUUUGUUGAUUGGAACAUGGUAUCAGAGCAGGACAAUGCUCUGUAAAUCAUCUCCUGCAAGUCGAAACUCUUUCCUGCUCAUCUGGAAUGAGAAUGGAAGAGACGCACGCGAACUCCAUUUGAAGACUGUUCGUUCUUGCCCUGCCCCUGUUUCUCGGACUGCAACUGAUUCAUACGACACCCAGAGGCCAGUGGAUGACUGAUUGAAUCUCCCCAAGAGGUCGGUGUUCUCUUCCUGUGUUUUUUGUUGUUCCUAGGUUGGAGACUACAGAGACUCUGGACUGAAUACGAACAGAAGCUUAAAUCACCUCCGUUUUUUUUAGUUUUUGGUGUUGAAACCAAGAACUGGUUAAGUUAUUCUGCUUGACCGAAUGGUAUAAAGGGAGUGUAUCCCUUUUUGUGGGUGUGAAGACCCAACAAUCUUCAUGUUUGAGGAACCUUGGUAGGUCAUAAGUGACCUGGUUCGACUGACAGAGGGCAGCAGCCUCUUUAAAUGUUUUAUGUAGUUCGUAUUGCCUGACACCUCUCAGAUCUGUGAAAAUCUGUGACAGCAAGGGCUGUAGUCUGUUUUAGCAGUUUUUUGUAUUUACCUAGUUGGGUAAGGACUGUAAUCAGUUCGUGUCUGCUGCCUUCACUCGGCUCCCAUGAAUUCUGAAGAUUCUGCAACUUCAGAAACUACCUCACAUCAAGGAAGGAUGUCUGGUGGUUAUGAGACCCUGCACUUUCCUAUGACCAUUACCCCCUUGGACGGCAGAAACUACUUAGCUUGGUCCAAGUGAUGCGACUGUACAUCACUGCCAGGGGUAAGGCCGGAUAUAUAACUGAGAAGACAAAGGAACCUAAAGCUGGUACUGCUGAGUAUGAUAAGUGGGACCAGGAAAAUUGCAUGAUAAUGUUUUGGCUCUUGACCCCAAUGCUGCCUUCUGUCAAGCAAAAUUUCAUGUGGGCUGAGACAGCCAAAGAAAUUUGGGAUCAAGUCAAGGCAACAUACUCAAAACAGAGACAGUAUCCACGGAUUUAUCAGCUACAGGCUGAAUCUUCAACAUGCAAGCAAGGUAGAGGAGUUUAUCAGCCUACAACUCUGCUCUCACAUCUGUCUGGAAGGAAUUGGACUACUACCAAACCAUUGAAUGGGAAAGUGAGAAAGAUGACAAGGCCUACAAACAGUUGGUCUCCCAGCAAUGGGUGUUUGCUUUCCUUCUUGGCCUUAACCCCAUGUAUGAGCCUAUCCGGGUACAGAUUUUGGGCAGCAAGGAUCUCCCGUUUGUCCAAGAGGUGCAUGCUUUAGUUCAGUUUGAGGAAAGUAGGAGGUCUGUUAUGAAUCCUCCUGAGGGGGAGACCAUAGCUUUAGCCGUAAGAAGUAACACCAAUUCAGCUAGGAAGGGGGAAAAUCAGAAAAAGGUGGAUGAUAAGGAUAAAUUGUGGUGCACUCACUGCCAAAAGUCUAGACACACCAGUGAGACAUGUUGGGAACUGUAUGGAAAGCCAAAUCUUGCCAACUCGGCAAUAGAACAGAGCAAGAAGCCAACUCAGAACAAGAAAUCAGCAAUAGAACAGAACAAGAAGCCAACUCAGAAGAAGUUCACCUCUGCCAAUCUUGCCUUGCAUGCCUCACAUGAGUCUCCAGAUUGUCCCUCUAGUUCUGAUCCCAAGGAAGAUAUUAUCAGCUCCUUCUAUAACCAUUUGGAGCAGUAUGGUAGGGCUUUCAGACAAACAGAUUCUAGACCUGCACCUUCUACCUCAUUUGCUUCUUCCUCAGGUAACUUAACCUCUGCUUUUCAUGUGACUACUAAUCCCCCGGAGUCUCCGUGGUUUAUUGACUCUAGUGCCUCCAACCAUAUGACUGGAUUUGGCUUCCGGGAGGACGAUUGGUAGAGGGAGCAUGGUCGAUGGCCUCUAUGUGCUAGAGAAUAAAGUUGGUUUUGCAGUUUCAGAGUCUUCGAGUCAGCCUAGUAAUAGUCAAGUUUUUUUGUGGCACCAUCGUUUGAGUCAUUUGUCUUUUAAGUCUUUGAAGUACUUAUUUCCAAAUUUAUUUAAGUUUGUUUCUGUCAAUGAUUUUCAGUGUCAAGUGUGUUGUAGAGAAGAUGGGCCGAAUGGCCCAUAGACUGUCAUUUUAUGUUAUGUUAUGUUUC
Messenger RNA from Nelumbo nucifera (sacred lotus), 2170 nucleotides. NCBI's taxonomy places the organism in Eukaryota, Viridiplantae, Streptophyta, Magnoliopsida, Proteales, Nelumbonaceae. The record is from RefSeq and is a predicted model, not a curated record.